AUGAGUCGGCCGAGAAGCGAAUCAAACUGCGAAUUGGUCAGAAUGAUCGGACCACCAGGGCAAGACAAAUCCCAAUGGAUGAGCAAAUAUGUCAGGAUCUAUCCCGAAAAGAAGUACGUCAUUUUGAGCGCCAGCGAACUCUGCCAGAGGAUGGACGUCGUGGGAUUGCCGAAAACAUUUGCCGAACGACGAAUGCAUUGUCUCGGACACGUGGCCAAUGAAUGUUUAUUCCGACUUAUGACCCUGGUCUCGGAAAGCCGAAGAAACUGCAUUGUCGAUGAUGUAAAUUUCACCGAAACAGACGUUCAGGAAAUGUUGUGGAUUUUCGAGGGCUACGAACGGAGGGAUAUUUCGGAAGGAAUAAAUAAUACAGCAGAGCAUAGAAAGGGUGCCCGCGUCAGUGAAACUACAACUGAAAGUUGGGGAGAUGGAUACGAUGACGAGGAGUGGUAG
Lymnaea stagnalis (great pond snail) is the source of this 453-nucleotide messenger RNA. NCBI's taxonomy places the organism in Eukaryota, Metazoa, Mollusca, Gastropoda, Lymnaeidae. The record is from the annotation of a GenBank genome assembly.